AGGCUCAUCGCUUGCUCGGCCACUGGGAAGAGGCGCAUCAAGACCUGGCGGAGAGCCAGAAGUUGGACUUUGACGACGACACCGCCGAGUUACAAAAGUUUGUGGACGCGAAGUACAAGAAGAUUGCAGAGCGAAAGAACAGAGAACGGAUCAAAGCCGAGAAAAAGAAAGAACAGGAACGCAAACGCCGAAAGGAGGAGGCGCAGCGUGCCUAUGAGGAAGCCAAGAAGAACCCCGACGGAGAUGGCUAUGGCGGCUUUCCGGGCUUCCCAGGCAUGCCCGGCAUGGGCGGCAUGGGUGGCAUGGGUGGCAUGGGUGGCAUGCCCGGCAUGCCCGGCAUGCCAGGCAUCGAUCCUAGCAUGCUGAGUGGCAUCAUGAGCGAUCCUGAGCUCAUGCAGGCGUUCUCGGAUCCGAAGAUGGCUGCAGCCAUGCAGGACAUCAUGAGCAACCCUGGCAACAUCGCCAAGUAUCAGAACGACCCAGAUGUCAUGAACCUCAUCAACAAGGUCAUGGGGGCCUUUUCCAAGCACGGUGGCAUGCCAGGGGGCAUGCCAGGCGGCAUGGGCGGCAUGCCAGGCGGCAUGGGCGGCAUGCCAGGCGGCAUGGGUGGCACAGGCAGCGCUUCUGGUGGCCCAACCGUGGAAGAGGUGCCCGAGUCCAAUGUGGACGAAGUGGAUUGAGGACCUGGGGCUGUGCCGACCGCGCGUCUCGUUGAGUGCAGAACUCGCCGACGGCCGCGUGGACCCUCCACAAUGCCUGGAGUCCGCCCAAGUAGAUGAUGUAUUAGUGUAUAUUUGGUGCGGAUCAGAAGUCCGGUGUCAUGGUCUCUUUUUGUGUUUUGUGUGGGUGCGCAUACUUCAGGCAAGCCCCUAGCAAUAUCUUUUCUAGAAUCUAAGGUGGCGUUACAGGCUGUUCCAGGAGUUAGAGUGGAUACUUCAGACGGAAGUAUCGAAUGAACGCUUUGAAAUUGCGUACAGCCGCGACGAACAGGAUCGAAUCGCAUUGACGAAUCGACAAAACGUGGC
Molecule: messenger RNA, 1025 nt
Organism: Durusdinium trenchii
Lineage: Eukaryota; Dinophyceae; Suessiales; Symbiodiniaceae
Source: the annotation of a GenBank genome assembly